Messenger RNA from Penicillium longicatenatum, 1773 nucleotides. RefSeq names its product multicopper oxidase. The record is from RefSeq and is a predicted model, not a curated record. Gene Ontology annotation, molecular function: copper ion binding; oxidoreductase activity. The transcript is spliced from 4 exons. Bases 1 to 1773 code for a protein of 590 amino acids. Lineage: Eukaryota; Fungi; Ascomycota; Eurotiomycetes; Eurotiales; Aspergillaceae.
AUGUAUUGGCUGCGCACAAUUGCGCUGGCCACCGCAGCCACCGCGGCGAGCUUGUCACAAUAUGCCACGAACGGUCGUUCUGGUUGGGGCACUUUGCCGUCACCAAACCUUCCUCGGUAUCUCACGGACGGGCCUUUUGAACAUGGAUGGCCUUGGGGCAGAGCUGACCCGACUGGAGAUCCACCCAACACUGGCGUGACGCGCCAUUACCAUUUCACGAUCACGCGUGGCUUUAAGUCUCCCGACGGCUUCAACAAGAGCGUGAUCAUGGUGAAUGAUCAGUUCCCGGGCCCCGCGAUUGAAGCCAACUGGGGGGACAUGAUCGAAGUGACGGUGGUAAACAACAUUGACAGCCAGGACGAAGGGGUGACUCUGCACUGGCAUGGCAUGACCCAGAAGAAGACUCCCUGGUACGAUGGUGUCCCGGGAGUCUCGCAGUGCCCGAUUGCUCCCCGUGGCGGUCGCUUUACCUACAAUUUCCAGGCAGAUCAAUUUGGCACUGGGUGGUACCAUUCGCAUUACAGUGCUCAAUAUGAUGACGGACUGUACGGACCCAUGAUUAUUCAUGGCCCAGUCCAGCCAGAGGUCAAUUAUGAUUAUGAUCUAGGCCCCGUCAUGAUCUCCGAUUACUAUCAUAUCAGCUACUACAAGGCCCUGCAGCUGAGUUUCUCCAAGCCACCACAUGCGCUGAACGUGGACAACAAUCUGAUCAACGGCAAAGGCACUUACGACUGCAAUUCCACCACGGCGGAUGCGGGCUGUUUGCCUGGGGCGGGAUACGCGAAGUUCCAAUUCCAUUCAGGGAAGCGCCAUCGACUACGACUCAUGAACACGGGAUCACUCGCGAAUCAGAAAUUCAGCAUUGACAAUCAUGAGAUGACUGUCAUUGCGAAUGACUACGUUCCCAUCAAGCCAUAUAAAACCAAAACGGUGACCCUGGGUGCAGGCCAGCGAACUGAUGUCAUUGUUCAUGCCACCGGUUCAUCUACGGACGCUGUGUGGAUGCGAUCCGAUAUCGACAUGGUUUGCCUGCAAACCACCGCGACAAUCAGCACGGGGCUUGCGGCGAUAUAUUAUGAGUCGGCGAACACAACCGCUGCCCCUCGCACUGAAGGGACAACCUGGGAAAGUAACAACUGUCGUAACGACCCGUUAAAUCAGACGGUACCCUAUUAUCCAUUAACACCAGCCCAGCCAGAUACCGUCCAGACGAUUGAAAUUACGGUGGGCUACAACGCGACCGGAUUUAUUGUCAUGUUUAUGGACAAUUCAUCCUUUCGUGCUGAUUACAACGACCCGAUCCUGCUCGAUGCCAGAGAAGGCAAUCUUUCUUUCCCACGGGAACGAAACGUCUACAAUUUUGGUAGCAACUCCACAGUGCGGUUGAUUCUGAACAACACCUAUGCUACUGUGCAUCCCAUGCAUCUUCACGGCCAUAAUUUCUGGGUUCUGGCGGAGGGUGUGGGAACCUGGAAUGGAGAAAUCACCAACCCAUCCAAUCCACUACGUCGCGACACACAUAACUUGCAGCCUGGAACAGCGGACGAGCCGUCCUAUGUGGUUCUGGAAUGGACGCAAGACAAUCCGGGCAUUUGGCCUUUUCAUUGUCACAUGUCGAUUCACUCUAGCGCAGGAAUGUUCAUCUUGGCCAUGGAGCAACCGGAUUCGAUACAAAAGGAUAUGCAAAUCCCGAUGAUCAUGGCACAAACUUGUCGUGAUUGGGAUAGAUUCAGCAAUACCUCAUUCGUCGACCAGAUUGACUCGGGUGUAUAG